AUGCGGCAGCGCCUCGAACAACGCCGCGGCUGCCUCAACGGCCUGCAGCCGCACCCCAUCGCUCGGGUCACGCGAGAGGGCGGUGAGUGCGUUGACAAGCUCCGCGCUGCGGCUGCCCAGCACCACCGCCAUGUGCUUGCCCAGCGCGAUACAGGCGGCGCGGCGCACCAUGAUCUCCUCGUCGUCGCACAGUGUGAGGAAGAGACUCAUCAGCUGCCCCCGCACCGCCACGCCCACGUGCGUGUACGCCGUGGCAACAAGGUACGCCGCGCUCGAGCGGCAUUGUGGCGUCGUCUUUCCGAGGCGUUGCACCAGGCUGACAAAGUCGCGCUGGGCUUGCGCGCCGGCGUCGCCUGUCUCACGGAAUAUGAGGCCGCCGACGGUGCGCAGCGACGUCACCGCCUCGUCGCGCACCGUAAUUUCAUCUAA
Molecule: messenger RNA, 429 nt
Organism: Trypanosoma grayi
Lineage: Eukaryota; Euglenozoa; Kinetoplastea; Trypanosomatida; Trypanosomatidae
Exons: 1
Coding region: 1-429 (142 amino acids)
Source: RefSeq, a predicted model, not a curated record